Pseudogymnoascus destructans is the source of this 942-nucleotide messenger RNA. RefSeq lists its product as uncharacterized. The transcript has 3 exons. Lineage: Eukaryota; Fungi; Ascomycota; Leotiomycetes; Thelebolales; Thelebolaceae. The coding region runs from base 1 to 942 and encodes 313 amino acids. The record is from RefSeq and is a predicted model, not a curated record.
AUGAACAUGACCGACAACGAGCACAACUACAACCACAACUAUGCCGCUAUACAAAGAUACAUCCAACGCUCGUACGAAAAUGGGUACGGUGCAACUAAGCCUAUGGUGUUCAGUGCCAUCUGCCAACUACGUGCAGCAGAAACUCCAACACGUGCACCACCAUCACAACGGUGGUUCCAGACAUGGAUUAAGACACAACAACACAACUUCCAUACAAUAAAAACCCGGCCAAUUGAAGCAGCACGGGUUGCAUCUCAUGAAGUAUCAGCUAUUAAAGAAUGGUUUUAUGAAUUUAAAGAUGUGUGUAAUCAACUAGAUAUUACUGCAGGUGAUAUCUACAACUUUGAUGAAGUUGGAUUCCGUGUAGGAAUGAGCACCGGUGAACAUGUGUUGGUACCAUCUGCAGUAAAGGAGUUAACAGAGGCUGAGCUGUUCCAGUCAGAGCUUGUACAAAUUACUACUAUUAUGACCGAGCAACGACAGCGGAAGGUUAGAAGUCGGAAAUCUAUUCAAAAAGGUGGUGCUAUUACAGUUGAACAUGCACGGCAAAGGAUUUAUGAGAAGAAGGUAAAGGAGCAACUUUUAGAAGAAGCACGGGAGAAAAGAGAGAGAACACGCAUGGUGAAUGUUGAGUGUAAGAUGCAGCUCCGUGCUGGCAUCGAUGCACGGAAGGCAGAACGUACACGGAAAAAGGACCUACAUGAAUUUCAAAAAAGUAACCCAGACACGGAGCCAACAAUUGGCUUACGUACAGAAAUCAUUGACCCGGACAUUACACAGAAGAAACGUGAGGAGGAGGAGGAGGCGGGCCGACUGUUAGCCAUCGAGGAGAGUGGGUACGUGAACUUUGCAGGCUUGGACUAUGACAUGAUUCACGAUGCAAGUGACGGUGGCUUUGAUGAUCAAUCACUGCCUGACAAUAUUGAUCCAAAUCUUUUUUAA